This is a messenger RNA of Papaver somniferum (opium poppy), 1615 nucleotides long. RefSeq names its product 3-ketoacyl-CoA synthase 12-like. Gene Ontology annotation, molecular function: acyltransferase activity, transferring groups other than amino-acyl groups. NCBI's taxonomy places the organism in Eukaryota, Viridiplantae, Streptophyta, Magnoliopsida, Ranunculales, Papaveraceae. Bases 59 to 1495 code for a protein of 478 amino acids. Gene Ontology annotation, cellular component: membrane. The transcript has a single exon. Gene Ontology annotation, biological process: fatty acid biosynthetic process. The record is from RefSeq and is a predicted model, not a curated record.
UCAAGCCAACACUAAACGACUCUUUCUCUCUCUCACACACACUCACUCCCUCUCUCUCAUGGAAGAUCAUGUAAUGAUAAUAUUCGUACUACCAUUUGUGUUUUCUCUAGUGUUUUUACUCUGGAAGAAGUUGGUUGAGAAAUGGAGAGGUCAAGCUUGUUAUAUAUUGGAUUAUGAAUGUUACAAACCAACCGAUGAUAGAAAACUUGAUACACACUUCUGUGGAAAUCUCGUAAUGAGAAACGAGACUUUGGGUCUUCCGGAAUACAAAUUCCUUUUAAAAGCCAUUGUCAGCUCAGGCAUUGGUGAAGAAACUUAUGGACCUAGAAACAUCAUCGCAGGUCAUGAGAAUACUCCAACUCUCAAAGAUAGUCUCGUUGAAGUAGAAGAAUUCUUUUACGAUACUCUCGAUAAGCUUUUCGCGAGAUCGAAUGUUUCUCCAAAAGACAUUGAUAUCCUGGUCGUUAAUAUCUCCAUGUUUGCUACUUCUCCUUCUUUAACUGCAAGGAUAGUUAACCGUUACAAAAUGAGAGAAGACGUUCAAGUGUUUAAUUUGUCAGGCAUGGGCUGCAGUGCUAGCUUGAUAUCAAUCGACCUUGUUCGAAACAUCUUCAGAGUUCGUAAGAAAAGAUUGGCGAUCGUCGUUACCUCCGAAUCUAUAGGCCCCAACUGGUAUUCAGGAAACGCCAAGUCCAUGAUUCUUGCAAACUGUCUAUUUAGAUCAGGUGGGUGUGCUAUUCUUUUAUCAAAUAAUCCACGUUUAAAACAUAAAGCCAUGUUUGAAUUGAAAUGUCUAGUUAGGACUCACUUAGGUUCAAGUGAUGAAGCUUAUGAAUGUUGCAUGCAAAAAGAGGAUGAACUUGAAAGACCAGGAUUUCAUCUAGGCAAAAACUUACCCAAAGCUGCGACUAGAGCAUUCAUAGAAAACUUAAGGGAACUAGGACCUAAAAUAUUACCAUUACCGGAGUUAAUCCGUUACGUUCUAGUAUCAAACCUUCGUCGGUACGUGACAUCAAAACAAAGUGGUGGCGGUGUUGGUAGUAGUGUGAAUUUUAAGACUGCCGUCGAUCAUUUUUGCCUUCACACCGGUGGAAAGGCGGUUAUUGAGGGAGUUGGAAAGAGCCUGGGGUUGGCAGAAGACGACAUAGAACCGGCUAGGAUGACACUACAUAGAUUUGGUAAUACAUCAGCCAGUAGUCUCUGGUAUGUCUUAGGGUAUAUGGAAGCAAAAAAGAGACUUAAAAAGGGAGAUAGGAUUUUGAUGAUAAGCUUUGGUGCUGGUUUUAAGUGCAACAGUUGUCACUGGGAGGUCUUAAGAGAUUUGGAUGAUCCAAAUGUUUGGCAAGAUUGUAUUGCUAGUUACCCUCGAAGUAACUUAAGUAACCCUUUUAUGGAGAAGUAUAGUUGGAUUAAUGAAGCUGAUCCAAACACAAGUACAGAUGAAUUGAUAAAGAAGAUGAAAUCACAGUUUUUGAGUGACUCUCACACUUGUUAAUGGUGUUUCUUUACGUUUAUAUUACUUUCAUUAAUUAAUUGGUUUAUAUUUGAUUUGUUAUUAUGUAAUUAUAACAUUGACUACAUAUUGUAGUCAAUUACAUAUAUGUUGUUUUUAAGU